Molecule: messenger RNA, 2301 nt
Organism: Dissoconium aciculare CBS 342.82
Lineage: Eukaryota; Fungi; Ascomycota; Dothideomycetes; Mycosphaerellales; Dissoconiaceae
Product: plasma membrane stress response protein-like protein
Exons: 2
Coding region: 1-2301 (766 amino acids)
Biological process (GO): chloride transmembrane transport
Cellular component (GO): cortical endoplasmic reticulum
Molecular function (GO): chloride channel activity
Source: RefSeq, a predicted model, not a curated record
AUGUCGAAUCAAGGAGCGGCCGGCACUUCGCCAGCAGAGCUCAAAUCCCGUUCAACUAUUCCACGUAGCUUCAGUGAGGCAGUUCUCCCGCCCAACAUGGCUAAGACUCAUGCUGCCAAUAACAACAUGGGCGUGGAAUACGUCCUCAUAUUUCGCUUCUCAGCUACAGAAAAGGAAGAGUCUGCUAAGACAUUUGAGCAGCUUGUACACAAGUUGGCUCGAGUCGGUCUGGCCACAGAAGUCCGUCAGGGCGAAGACCACACUCUAAUGGUUUUCAUCAAAAUCGCCAGCCUCGAACACGUCUACGGUGAAGUCUACCGAAGUCGAGUGCGGGACUGGAUCCACGGUGUUCGCUUGACUGAACCAGCUCAAGAUGUCGAAGCAUCACUCAAUGAAGAUCCACUGACGGAUGCAGAGCGACUUCUGAUCAUAUACCAAUUGAUUACGAACGACGAAAAGGACGGCGGUGCUGGCAUUCGCCCCAAGACCAAACGAUGGCCUCAGGUGGAAAGCAUCUUUGCGCUUCACGAUCAUGUCUACAACAAGCACUGGCUUCAGAAGUGGUCCACCAACUGGCAACUGAAUAUCGAAGACCUUGACGAGAUUCGCAACAAAUUUGGCGAGAAAGUCGCAUACUACUUCGCAUUCGAGCAAACUUAUUUCAAUUUUCUGAUCUAUCCUGGUGUCGGUGGAUUCCUGGCUUGGCUCCUGCUCGACUCAUUCAGUCCGAUCUUCGCUGUGCUCGCAUGCUCCUGGUGCGUCAUCUUUGUGGAAUGGUGGAAGCAUCGUGAACGCGAUCUGGCAUUGCGAUGGGGUGUUCGCGGCGUUAGCAAUAUCGAAAGCAAACGCGACGAAUUCGAAGCAUCUCAUGAAAUCGAAGAUGUCGCCACGGGUGAGAAACAGAAAACUUUCCCAGCGUGGCAACGCCUACAACGACAAGCUCUACAGCUGCCAUUCGCCAUAUGCGCUAUCGCUGUGUUGGGAAGUCUCAUCAUCCUCUGCUUCGUCAUCGAGAUUUUUAUCGGAGAGGUCUACGAUGGCCCUGGAAAAUCCGUACUAACAUACCUUCCUGUAAUCAUAUUGACAACAUGCAUGCCUUUCCUUACUAAUGCUAUGACCGGUUUGGCGACACGACUGAAUGACUACGAGAAUUACGAGACGGCAUCUCGAUACGAGAGCGCCCUGACGGCAAAGCUAUUCGUGAUGAACUUCAUCACUUCUUAUCUGGGCCUCAUUCUGACCGCGUUCGUCUACGUCCCAUUCGGCAAACUCCUCAUACCUCACCUCGAUGUCGCCAAUGUCGUCGCACGAUCAUACACAGAUGGUAAAGUUCCGCUCGAGAAAAGCCUGGAUUUGUACGACAUCAAUCCCGAUCGGUUACGAAAACAAGUCAUCUACUUUGCUGUGACAGCCUCGAUUGUCAACUUCGCCACGGAAGUCGUUGUGCCGUACUUUAAGCGCCAAGGUACUGUGAAGUUCCGUGAACUGACUGCAUCUCGCAAAAGGUCGGGUUCCAAAACCGAGCCAUCAGCCUCAGCGAACGAUGUUCCCGAGGAGCGCGAAUUCCUCGCUCGAGUCCGUAGUGAAGCUGAGCUCACCACAUACGACGUUCAAAGCGACCUUCGCGAGAUGAUCAUCCAAUUCGGCUAUCUCAGCUUAUUCAGCGUGGUUUGGCCGCUCGUACCUGUGAGCUUCUUGGUCAACAAUUGGUUUGAGCUUCGUGCAGAUGCUUUCAAAAUCUGCUUGGAGAUGCAACGACCAACACCAGCUCGGGCAGACUCCAUCGGGCCAUGGCUUGAUGCUCUGGAGUUUCUAACCUGGCUCGGAAGCUUGACCAUGGGAGCUCUCACCUACAUGUUCUCCAACGAUGGUGUCGGACCGGAUGGCAGUCCAUACACAAUCAAAGGCUGGGGUCUGCUCCUCUCGAUCUUCUUGAGCGAGCAGAUUUACCUCGUCUCCCACAAAGUGGUCCGCUACGCCAUCUCCAAAAUCGACUCGCCCGGUCGACAAAAGGAGCGCCGCGCCCGCUACCUCGUGCGCGAGCAGUUUCUCAGCCAGAGUCUCGGCAAGCUGGCACGUGCUCCGACCUUCUCGGAAGUUGACGAUGAGAAGGAUGUCACCAUCACACGCGAGUCUCUCGAGGAGGAACAGCGCCAGAGCACUCUCAGCACAUCCACGCCUGAGAAAAAAUUCUGGUCUCGCCAGCAGGGUUGGCGCGAGACCGCAAAAGUUGGUCAGGCUUACAUCACUCAAUCGCAGCCGAACGAGAAGGAGUCCGCACAGCAGAAGAAGGAGCUUUGA